AUGUCAUUAUAUAUUCCUUUUGAUAUAAAUACAAAUUCAUCUGAGGGAUUUAAAGCUCCAAUCUUUGAAAAUCAAAAAGAUGAGCUAUCUAAUCUACUCAGAGAAGAAAAAGUUGUGGUCGUUCAAAGAAAAGAUCCAAAAUCUUACUAUCAAGAAGAAGAAAUACAAUUCAUCAUGAAAAAGGUGAACCAUCUAUUCGAAAGAUAUGUAGAGGUUUAUAGUUUCAGCUACAAUGUAAUAAAUGGUAGAGUUGGAAUCGAUCGAUCGAUCAAAAACAAACAAAAAGAUAGCAAGAUAUUAACAUAUUAUUUAAAGGAUUUUAGUUUUUCUAAAAAUUCAUGUAGUAAAUCGCCUUACUUAAACUAUGCUUGUUUAAGAGGAGAAGUAAUCCCGUUGGUUAUCUAUAGAAAUAUCUAUGAGAAGGACGAUGUCGCCAACAUAGUUGAAUAUGAGAUGCGCCAUGUCAAUGUACUUCACUUUAGUGUCAAUGGUGGUGGAUUCAGUCGAGAAGUGGAAUCAUUCACUUUGAGCGCCAAAGAAACAACUCUCAAACAUAUAUCGAUGGAUUUAACCACCGGGGAGUAUACAUCGAUUCAAAAGUGCAAUUGGGAUAACACAAGCUGCGAAGGUUCAAGAACCAUCUUUGAUAGUGUUGCGUCGUCCACCAAUAAUAAUAAUGGCGGCGGUAGUAGUAGUAGCAAACCGACACAAUCACGACUGGCAAAGAGUGGUAGACUUGUUAAUUUCGAUGCUAAAGAUGCCGAUGUGCUUGCUUUGGUCAAGGAGUUGGGUGUACCACCGAAGAAACCAACUAAAUUUGCAGUGAUCACACAACUAGCUCCAGAUUUAGCAGAAGAAUUCAACAAACCAACACCUUUAACCAUUGACAAUGUCAAGAAUGCUAUCGUUGAGAAGCUUAAUAUACCAAAGUCAGAUAUAAAGAACCUCUAUGGAUACAACGGAACUAAAAUAGAAAAUGACAAUCAACUAAAUUCAUUGACAUACAUGAUACAAACUAAAGAUGGUAAGAUGUUUGGUCAAAGAUCAAUGUCAACAUGUUCUUCUUCAUCUAGAAGAUUGUUUUUACAACAACAACCUAGAUUACAAAGAAAUACAAUUGUACAACUAACUCAGAUAAUGAAAUAUUUUAAGAAAUAA
Molecule: messenger RNA, 1158 nt
Organism: Heterostelium album PN500
Lineage: Eukaryota; Evosea; Eumycetozoa; Acytosteliales; Acytosteliaceae
Exons: 2
Coding region: 1-1158 (385 amino acids)
Source: RefSeq, a predicted model, not a curated record